GCCCUAAACAGUCGCACUAGAUACGUCUGUGUGUGGAAUUUUAAUAUUCAACUUUUUUUUGUACACUUAUUCGUGUACAUAUUGUAAACACGUAUAGUGACACGCGCCUUUUAAAUUUGAUUUCUAACUGAAGUAUUGAAGAUUAAGUUAUUUUUAUUUCUUAUAUAGUUGGUGUUUCACAUUGCACCUGAUCUACCGUCGCAAUUUUAUUCAACGUUGUUAGUGUGAAUUAAAAAGUGAAUCAUUAUCGUAAUAAAGAAAGAUUGUCUAAUUGGUGGUUUUUCUCUUAAAUUUUUAUAUUCUCAGUCGAACUAGGACUAUCAGCAUUUAGUAUUUUGUGAGUUUUAAAUUAUUCUUAAUUGUCUAAUAGCUGGUAUCCAAUAGUGGUGUGAUUGGUAACUAAGUGAACGUCCAAUUAUUGAUUACCAAAUUCUUAGAUAAACUGAACUAAAAGACCUCAUCAAAUCGUUUAAAAAUAACUAGUUUUUUAAAAAGUCGUUGUGUUAAAUGGCUUUUCUGAAACUGACUAAAUCUCAUCAUUGUAGUCAACUGUUAAUAAAAGUAUCUGUCAAGAACGAAAUUUACUUACAAUCAGCAAGAACAUUAACAAAUAGAUCUCAGCCAAUCGAUCAACAGCAACGUAGAAAUAACAGUAUUUCUUUAACAAAUGUUGUCAAACAAAAAUGGGAUCCAUUGGACACAUCAUUUACCAACCCAGAGGCUGCUUUCAAGAGCAAGACUACUUGGGAGGUUUUCCGUGCAUACCUAGUUUACCAACUUUGCUCAUCUUCUUAUCUAGUUGACAAUAAUAUGAAGCUUAUGAAAAUAUGUAAAAAUGUUUUUGGAGAAAAACUAUUUGCACUUAUUAUGAAAUUGACAUUUUAUGGCCAUUUUGUAGCUGGUGAAGAUCAGUACCGUAUAGUUCCAACAUUAAAAAGAUUAAGAUCAUUCGGUGUCAAACCAAUUUUAGACUACUCAGUAGAAGAAGACCUAAGUCAAGAAGAAGCAGAAAAAAGAGAAGUUGAGUCAAGUUUAUCAGAGGUUCAAAAACUGGAGAAAAAAACUGCUCAAAGUGAAGAACAAAAAGUCGGAGGAUCACUUCCUCAAUAUCACGUUGACAAAAAUUUUGCCGACAGACGAUACAAAGUUCAAAGUGCUCGUACUUACUUUUAUUUGAAUGAAGCUACUUGCGAACGUAAUGUAGAAGUAUUUCAAGAUUGUUUACACGCUGUGGCUGGGGCCACUUAUGGUACAGGAAUCACAGCAAUUAAACUAACAGCUCUCGGACGUCCUCAACUUUUGCUACAAUUAUCAGAAGUGAUUAUGAGAGCUCGUUCAUUAGCGAGUGAGUUAAUGGGUGGCAAAGGAAAUGUUAUCGGUCAAGAUUUAACUCUUGAAGAAUUAGAAAAACGUCUAUUUGAAGCUGGCAUUAAAGAUACAAAAAAGUUUUUGGAAAAAGUUACCAAAGACAGUCAAGGUGUUAUACAUCUGUUUCCAUGGAGUGGUUUACUAGAUGAAAAUUCUGAACUCAGUGAUUCUUUUCGUGUACCAUGUUUGAAAGAAGGUCGAAUGGUCAGACUAUUAUCUCAACUAUCCAAGAAAGAAGAAGAAAUGUUCCGAAACAUGGUUCACCGGCUCAACACAUUAGUUCAAACUGCUAGAGAUUUAGAUGUUCGUCUCAUGGUGGAUGCUGAGCAAACAUACUUUCAACCUGCUAUUUCAAGAUUGACUCUUGAACUAAUGCAAAAAUAUAAUACUGAAAAAGCUAUAGUAUUUAAUACAUACCAAUGUUACCUAAAAGAAACACUCAAUGAAGUUAAGACUGAUCUUAAUCAAGCUGAAAGACAAAAGUUUUACUUUGGUGCAAAACUUGUACGAGGUGCCUAUAUUGAUCAAGAAAGAGCAAGAGCUGCUGCAUUAGGUUAUGCUGAUCCUACUAAUCCUUCAUAUGAAGCAACUACUCAGAUGUAUCAUAAUACUUUAACUGAAUGUUUGACACGUAUAAAAGAUCUUAAAGACAAAGGUAAAAGUCCAAAUAAAAUUGGUAUAAUGGUUGCUUCUCAUAAUGAAGAUACAGUUCGUUUUGCAAUUUCCAAAAUGAAAGAAAUCGGAAUCUCUCCUGAAGACAAAGUGAUAUGUUUUGGACAGUUACUUGGAAUGUGUGAUUUUAUCACUUUUCCUCUUGGUCAAGCUGGAUAUUCAGCUUAUAAGUACAUACCCUAUGGACCAGUGAAUGAAGUGCUUCCAUAUCUAUCUCGUCGAGCUAUGGAGAACAAAGGUGUCUUGAAAAAACUAGCAAAAGAAAAAAAAUUAUUGAGACAAGAACUUUUUAGGCGAAUAAUGCGUGGACAAUUCUUUUACAAACCUAAUGGCAAUUUCACACCAGUUUAAAAUUCUCUGAAAAUUUUCACUUUCUCUAGAAUAAAUGUGAAUCUUACUAAUUUUAUAGUAAUGACAAAUUAUGCUAUGUUCUCGUUUCUUUAAGAAAAAGUAUUGAACCAGUAUGUGUUUUUAUGUGUAUAUAUAAAAGCAUUUACUUUAAUUAAUUUGCUAUUUCUGAAUCUCGUUUUACUUAAAAUAUAUAGAAUGUACUUAAAUUUUAUCUAAAAGACAAUAGUUCCUACACUAUUUGUUUCCUUUGAAAAGUAUUAUUAUUGGUUGACAGUUCACUAUGCUUUAAAUUUAUUCCGCCCUUUUUUUAUUAGAAGACAUUUUGUUAAAGAAAUUAAUUGUUUAAGUUAAAAAUAAUAAAUGUAAUAAGUAAACCAUUAAUACAAUUAUUAGAAAAUUCAUAAUUGUAUACUUUGAAAGAUAUGUGAAAUAAAAUAGUUUACCUAAAUUAUAUAUAUAUAUAUAUGCUACUAUUAUUCUGUU
This is a messenger RNA of Daktulosphaira vitifoliae (grape phylloxera), 2874 nucleotides long. RefSeq names its product proline dehydrogenase 1, mitochondrial-like. The record is from RefSeq and is a predicted model, not a curated record. NCBI's taxonomy places the organism in Eukaryota, Metazoa, Arthropoda, Insecta, Hemiptera, Phylloxeridae. Gene Ontology annotation, cellular component: mitochondrion. The transcript has 11 exons. Gene Ontology annotation, molecular function: FAD binding; proline dehydrogenase activity. The coding region runs from base 508 to 2391 and encodes 627 amino acids.